UCAUCUUCUCUCUUCUUUCUCUUUAUCUCUCCGACGAAAACAACAAAUCCACAGAGCCCUUUCACGGUCACAGGCCAUGCAUGGCCAUUUUGGGGAAGGGAAUUAAUGGCUCGUCCUUCCCCUAUCCGGAGUCAACCGUUGAAAAGAGGGUGUGAAGGAUUGCACUCGAAAAGGGUCCGAGCGUCGUUCGCGUUCAAGCGUAGACCUGAGAUUCGAGCCCCCGUUCACUGCACCCAAGAAAGGUAGCCAUGAGUCAGCACAAUAUUUACCCAAGGUUUAGCAUGGUCUUAGGCGUUCCUCCUCAACUAAAGGCAUGGUGGAUCUAUUUAGAGGACUACGGACAGCGGGUGGUACGUGGAGCACUAGGACACUUACCGUCUUUAAUGGAUAUCCAGCCAUGUAGAGAUAUCAUUGAGGCGACAACUGCGUUUUGGGAUGAGAAGAGAGUCGUGUUCAGAUUCAGCAACAAUGAAAUGACUCCAUUGUUAGAGGAAAUAAGUGGCUAUGUAGAAAAUGCAGCUUUGUUACAUAAGAAGAAAAAAUGGCAAAAUUGCGGCAUGAUUAUUCCAAAGGAACCUUUACCAAAAGAAUUUGUUAACAGUUUCAGAUUCAGGAAGGGUAAAGGCGUAGAAUGUUUACAAGGGUCUGCGAUACCAUUUGACUACUUGUAUCAUAGAUUUGGCUAUCAACAAAGUUUCACCAAUCAUCAAGAUGAAUUCUUCUCGUAUGACUCUUGGAAACAAAAACGGUGCUUCGCUUUCGCAGUGUGUUUUUUGGGAACUAUGGUGUUCGCUAAAGGAACAACAAGAGAUAUUCACACCCGACUCAUUACUGUAACAGAAGCUCUAUUUGGUGGCAUUGAAGGAAAAUACUACACUUCGGUCCCUAUGAUCGUAGCAGAUAUCUAUCGAGCGUUAGGACGUUGCAAGCACGGGUACAAGCAUUUUGAGGGAUGCAACUUGCUUUUACAAAUUUGGCUGAUAGAACAUCUUCAAAAGGUCGACAGGAGUCUAGCAUUUCGAAAGCCGACGGGUGAAAAUCAUAUUCUUGGACAUGUGCCAGGCGCUAUUUUGACUAAUAGAUCAUUUGAAAAGCCAAAUUAUGUAGAAGGGUGGGUAAGACUUCUUAGCCAUUUGAACGAUGAUUCAAUUCAAUGGAUGUUUGGUUGGUUUCCAUCAGAGGGUUUGGUGUUUCGUACGAAGAUCGUACCAUUCUUAGUUUUGAUGGGACUUCGGGGCUUGCAGCCUUAUGCCCACUAAGAGUUUUAAGACAAUCUGGAAGAAAGCAAAACAUACCUUUAGUGGUAGACAUGGAUCAUUAUUGAGCCGACUACAAAGAGGGAAAAAUUCCUUUUGCAAAAGAAGUUAUAAGCAUGUGGAAAUCGAGGGAAACCAUGAAAACAGAGUCAAUUGAGCCAAAUAGAUACCAAGCUGGAUGUGAUGAUAACUAUUUGGAGUGGCUGACCGCUAACUUGGAAGGAUCAAUCAAACCCGACGUUAGUCUGAGAGGACGAAUUAAGGAUGGAGAAGCAGAAGCACACAUCUUACUCCGGCAACUGCGUAAGAAAAAUCUUGUCUCUGAAGCCGAGCACCAUGCACAACUUGAGGAAAAAGAGAGGGAAACAGAGAAAUGGAAGCAGCAGGCACUUAGUUACGAGCAAAGCAUGCAAGAGUUAGAUACACUUCUAGCUGAGCAAGGAGACACUUGCAUCAAAGAAGGCAUCAAAAUGGGAGGAGUUCUGGCUAUGUCAUACAUUAUCCAGAAUCGCCGAAAGAUCGUUCAAUCAAUCCAAGCAACCAAGAGGCUCAAGAAUGACGAAGGGCCUUCCUCAUGUUAAUUAGCUUAUGAAAGUCAAGUAGUAGUUGUAAUAAUUUCCUUUGUACCAGGAUUUAAAUUUUCAAACAUUGUAUGUUUUGGGGGUCCUCAAUUAAUAGCACAUUGGGAUGAAG
Messenger RNA from Lycium barbarum (goji berry), 1949 nucleotides. RefSeq lists its product as uncharacterized. The record is from RefSeq and is a predicted model, not a curated record. The transcript has 3 exons. Lineage: Eukaryota; Viridiplantae; Streptophyta; Magnoliopsida; Solanales; Solanaceae. The coding region runs from base 249 to 1259 and encodes 336 amino acids.